Molecule: messenger RNA, 2253 nt
Organism: Pneumocystis jirovecii RU7
Lineage: Eukaryota; Fungi; Ascomycota; Pneumocystomycetes; Pneumocystales; Pneumocystaceae
Product: dynamin-like GTPase SEY1
Exons: 13
Coding region: 1-2253 (750 amino acids)
Biological process (GO): endoplasmic reticulum membrane fusion
Cellular component (GO): endoplasmic reticulum
Molecular function (GO): GTPase activity; GTP binding
Source: RefSeq, a predicted model, not a curated record
AUGGAUAACUCUUCUAGCAAAAAGCAAGAAAGCACACAAGAAACUGUAGAUUUGAUAAAGUUUAUAGAAGAUUCAGGACUACAGAACCAGGGCACUAAUUACAAUGUUGUUGCAGUUUUAGGAAGCCAAUCUACAGGAAAAAGUACACUGUUGAACAAACUUUUUUCAACAUGUUUUAGGAUUAUGGACUCAUCUGUAAGAAAACAGACAACAAAAGGAGUAUGGCUUUCUAAAUCAUGCAAUGCUGAUAUUUUAAUUAUGGAUGUGGAGGGCAUGGAUGGACGAGAGCGAGGAGAUGAUCAAGACUUUGAAAGAAAAUCCGCUCUUUUUGCACUAGCAAUUAGUGAUGUGAUUAUUAUUAAUCUAUGGGAACACCAAAUUGGAUUAUAUCAAGGUGCAAAUAUGGGUUUGCUAAAAAUUAUUUUUGAAGUAAACCUUCAAUUGUUUCAUAAAAAUAGAUCUAGAAAUGAAGAAAAUUCUCUUAUAUUAUUUGUGGUUAGAGAUUAUGUAGGAACAACACCUUUGGAAAAUUUAUCUAGUAUUUUAAGGGCUGAUCUAGAACGUAUCUGGAAUUUGCUGACAAAGCCUGAAAAUUUAGAAAAUUGUACAAUUGACGAUUUUUUUGACCUUCAAUUUACUGCUCUUUCUCAUAAAAUGUUAGCACCAGAUGUUUUUGAACAAGAUAUUUUAGAAUUACAAAAAAGAUUCUUCAAUCCUUCUGACCCUAAUUUUGUAUUUCAUUCUAAAUAUUAUAAAAGAGUCCCAGCUGAUGGAUUUUCUGUGUACGUUAAAGGAAUAUGGGAACAGAUUAUUACGAAUAAAGAUCUUGAUUUACCAACUCAGCAGCAACUUUUAGCUCAAUAUCGAUGUGAUGAAAUUUCUGAAGUAGUACUUGAAACAAUAGAGCCUAUGGUUAAAUCUUUGGAGAAAUCUAUGAAUUUAGAAAAGUUUCUUGAUAAUUUAGAUGAAGAAAUGAGGAAAAUAAAAGUAUUUGCUUUGGAAAUUUUUGAUAAAAAAGGAUCACAAUAUUAUAAUGAAAUUUAUCUUCGUAAACGCUCUGAUUUAAUAAAUAAACUUCAUUCAAGAAUGUAUAUUCUUUAUAUGACUCAAAUAGGAGCACUAUUUAAAUUAAGUAUUGCUCAAUUUAAAAAUAUUAUGAAAAGCGGACUAGAAAAACAAUAUAAAGAUUUCAAUUUCAAAGAUCUUUUAGACAAUUCUCGUUCUAUAAUAGAAGAUGAGUUUAGGUCUAGAGCAUCAAAAUGUUGUAUUGAUGGAACAGAUUGGUCAUUUAACAAAGAAUUAGAAUUACUUAGAAAAGAAAUAGACAAAAUAGCAUCUGUUUUUCAAAAAGAAGAAAUAUCUAAAUUGAUUACUAAUACUGAAAAGGACUUUAAAGUACAAUUAGAUGAACCUAUUUCUUUAAUUUUAAAGAAUCCUUGUGAUAAUAUUUGGGAUGACGUUAUUUCAAAAUAUAUUGAAACAACUAAUGAUUUUAUAAAAGUUUUUUCUCAAAAGCUUUCUAGUUUUAACGUUUUUCAAUCAGAAAACGAAAAAAAUCAAUUAGAAUUUAAGUACAAAACUUUAUAUUUCUUAAAGGAUAAAAUUAAACAAGAAAUUACAGAAGAUUCUAUUUUCCUUAUAUUAAGAGAUACUUUUGAGGAUAAAUUUAGAUUUGACAAAAACGGUGUCCCAAGAAUUUGGAAACCUAGUGAUGAUAUUAACGGAAUAUAUAAAGCUGUUCUUGAAGAUACUUUGAAAAUCAUUCCAUUAUAUUCCGAUGUUAAAUAUAAAGAUGGUUCAUAUCCUAAACUUGAAAGACCUAAGGAUGAUGAUUGUAAUCAAAAAAAGUUUUGGAAUAUCAUCUCUUUAAUCAAACAGCAACAGCUUAGUAAUAAAUUUAAACGAGUAGCAGAUGUUAUCUAUAUUGAUGCUAAACGUAGCAUUGUAGCUACAGUUACUCGAAUACCACUAUAUUUCUAUGUAUUGCUUCUGGCUCUUGGCUGGAACGAGAUUGUAAUGGUUAUACGAAAUCCUCUUUACUUUUUUUUUAUAUUUUUUUUAAUUUUUACAACAUAUAUUCUAUAUUCUUUAAAUUUAAUUAACCCUACUGAGAAAAUUAUUAAAACAAUGUUUUCUCAAGUUUUAGGAAAUUUUAAUAAACAUCUUAAUAAACACGUAGAAACGCCAGCUACUCAAUCAGUUAAUUCUAAAAACAAAAUGGAAGCUGAACAAAUUAAAUUAAAUAUUCUAUAA